This is a messenger RNA of Penicillium paradoxum, 642 nucleotides long. Its product is annotated as putative lactoylglutathione lyase (Glo1). The transcript has a single exon. Lineage: Eukaryota; Fungi; Ascomycota; Eurotiomycetes; Eurotiales; Aspergillaceae. The coding region runs from base 1 to 642 and encodes 213 amino acids. The record is from RefSeq and is a predicted model, not a curated record.
AUGCCAGUCCAGAAUAACUUCCAAACCUCCCCACCGCAAGAAGAAGGCCUCUUCAACGCAGCCCCAAGCAUAAACCCACCCCCCACACCAGCAACAAAAGACUACAAACUAAACCACCUAGCCAUCCGCAUCCAAGACCCAGCCCGCUCUCUCCACUUCUACAUCGACCUCCUCGGCAUGCGCAUCAUCUUCACCAUGAACGCCGGCCCCUUCACAAUCUAUUACCUCGGCCACCCGCCCGCAGACGCAAAGACGGAAGAUGAUAUCACCGCGUGGGCACGGCAAACGAGCGAGAUCCCCACCAUGACGAGGACGAGUGGGCUGUUGGAGUUGUAUCAUAUGCAUGGAACGGAGGAUGGUGGGGCGGGUGUGUCGACGGGGAAUGAGCCCCCGCAUCUUGGAUUCGCACAUCUGGGGUUUACGGUUCCUGAUGUCGCUGCUGCUGUGCAGAGGCUGCGGGAUGGUGGAGUGACGAUUCUGAAGGACGUGGGUGUUUGUUCGAGGGAGUCGGUGCCGCUUUCGGGGUGGGAGGAGGAGAGGGGGAUCGGGCGUGGAGAGAUUCAUGGGAAUUAUGCGGCGUUUUUUGAGAAGUUUGCUAUGAUUGCUGAUCCGGUGAGAUUGAGAUACCUUUCCUUGACAUAG